AGCAUGGCGUGUGAGGCGGCUAACAAUACAUCCGACUUCAAACCAAAACUGACUCUGCAAAGUCUACAGUUUUCUGUCUGGAGACACGGGUCAACAAUCAGAAUUGUAGAAGAAAAUUUAAUGCACAGGUAUUUUCAUCCCUGGGCUGAUUGUGCUGGAGGAAGCUGAGUGAAAUAGUGACGUGGAAACUGCAAAAAGAGAAGCAUUUGCAGAAGGCACGGAAAUAAGGAAAGAGAAUGUCUGUGAUCAGUGCUCUGCCUUUUCUCAAACCCGUUCAUCUCCGACCUCCACGAAGCUCUGCUGCACGCCAGCGCCGACACACUCUUCCUGCCAGCGAGUUCCGGUGCCUCACUCCGGAGGAUGCCAUUAGCGUGUUUGAAAUUGAGCGCGAAGCAUUUAUUUCGGUGUCGGGAGAUUGCCCCCUCCACUUAGAUGAGAUUCGCCACUUUCUGAACCUGUGUCCUGAGCUGUCACUUGGAUGGUUUGAAGAAGGACGGCUAGUGGCUUUCAUUAUUGGCUCCCUCUGGGAUCAGGACAGACUCAGCCAGGAUGCGCUGACCUUACACAAGCCACACGGCUCCACGGUUCACAUCCACGUUCUGGCAGUGCAUCGUACCUUCCGCCAGCAAGGCAAAGGCUUCAUCUUGAUGUGGCGAUACCUGCAGUACCUGUGCUGCCUGCCCUACGUGCGCCGGACCACACUGAUGUGCGAGGACUUCCUCAUCCCCUUUUACUCCAAGUGUGGCUUCAAGGAGCUAGGCCCCUGCGAGGUCACUGUGGGCUCGCUGAAUUUCAUUGAGAUGAACUAUGACAUUUGUGGCCAUGCCUUUAUGCGCAGAAACAGCGGCUGCUGAGAUCAUGCCUCCCCUUUCAAUUCAUCUCUGACUGUUGAACUAGCUGGCUGGGUUAGCCCAGUUUUCCAGUUAUUCCCACAACUUCAGCUGGGACCUACCAGUGGCUCAGAGGGUCCUGUGCAUGGGGAACCGAGUUUGUGUUUAUUGGGAUAAGAAUUUUCCUUAUCUGUGAUGGCAGGAAUUCCCAUGCAAACUAAAAGGUGUAACUGAAGGAUCCCACUCCUAGGAAGUUUGGGAAAAACUGCUACAUGCAGGUUAGUAGUCCCACAACUGAUAACACGUCCUAAACUUCUCCUAUUGUUCUUGCAGCCAUUUUUGCAAGGCAACAAAAUCCCUAAGGCACAGCCUUCCCUUUUAUAUCUACCCAGCUGCCUUUAAAACUGGUAGCUAAAGCAUGGCCCAGUUUUCCAUUCACUUGUGUCUUAUCUGGGAUUGUAACAUUGUAUAGCCAAAUGACAAAAGUCUGCCAUGCUCCAAGCAAUCUCUAGUCCCACAAUUGAUCUCCAGUCCAGCAACUGAAAUGAGAAGGUGGCAAAAUCAUGGCAGGUGGGUGAAGGCAGAACUACGAAGCUGAUUGUUAUCAAGGAGGAGUGCCCUGGUUUUCUGCAGAUGGUACAGGAGCAUUUCUGCAGGGCAGAAUUGGUGCUUUCACAGCAUUAUAAUGGAACCCACUGAGCAUCCACUUUAGUGGCAUUGGCUACGAUGAACUAUAUACCUGUACAGAAAAACCCUGUGCUUUAUGUUAACCUGCAUAAAAAGGCACUUGUUUAAAAAAAAGGAAGCUUUCAUUUUUUAAAGUGGUGAAUUCUUGCUUUCUUCUCUUAGUCCACCUUUUGGGAAAAGACAAUUAGGAAAAUCUUGCCCGAGAAGAAGUUGUUCACUAGUUCCUUCAUUUCUAGGGAUUAUUUUACUUAGGGAAAGAGUUGGUUUUCACAGCAACUUCUUGCUGUGGGUGGAGAAAUGCUUCCCAUGCUGACAUGUUAAAAUGCAUGGAAUCUGGGUUUGUAUGCUCUGUAAAUAUGUAAUGUGGUCUAUAAUCCAUUGACACAGCAAGACUCCUAAGUUCUUGUCCCAAAUCUAAAAGGUAAAAAUCAGGUUCCUGCCUACAGAAGGCAUUCCCCAUUUGUUGCUUUAUUUUAAGGUGCUCUAUUUUUCUCUUACUGGUUUCGAAAAGAGUUUUGCAAGUCCUGGCCAUCCUUGGUACUAGGGAGAGACCACUGUCAAAUUUGAGUCUCUGCAAGUUAAUCACAUAAUCAUUAAGUUUAAUGCACAUGCUUUGGCAUACAAUGACUCACUAUUAAGGCAAAGCUCCAAAAUUUUGUGGGCUCCCUUUGCUCUGGCUGGGAGACUGUGUGCUGACUACUGAAUUCAUCUGUGGUGGGAGAGGGGGAUAUAUUUAUGUGAAUGUGAUCCAGCUCGGCAAAGAGAACAGCACCAACUGCACGUUGGGGUCCUUUAACUAGCAUCUGUAUCUUCUUGCCUUUCCAUUUCUUUGGGUGCUUGGGGAGCAGGUUGAAAUUUCCCAAGCCUCCUGCCCCUUCAGAGCAGAGCAGAGCAGAGCAGAGCAGAGCAGAGCAGAGCAGAGCAGAGCAUGGGUGUUAAGGGCAAAGCCUGAUAUUUUACACAAUAGGCUUCGCAGCAGUGUUUGUGGUCUGCAGCAUGACAUACAGGAUGCCUCUGCAAUGAAAGAAUGGCAACCUACGAGAAUAAUUUCUUCUUUAAAAAAAGCAAAUAAAUCCAUGUAUUUACCAUAUCUACUCGAAAGUUGCAAUAAUAAACUGUCUAUUUUAAACAUCUUUAUUCAUGGUUGGAUGUAAGUGUGUGGGCAUCUUCUAGCUCUAGUUGAGCUACAUGUUACAACUGCAGUGGUAAUAAAAGCUGCAAGUUAGACGUACCUGAUAGCUUGCUGGCAAGGCUGUCUUUCCUUAUGCUACGAGAAGGUGUCUCUUCAUUUUAGUGACUUGGAAGCACUACCUUACAGUAAAAUCUCAAGUAUGUCCACUCUGCUUUAAGUCCUAUUGUAUUUCCUGUAAAGUGUCUAUAGAAUUUCAGCAAUAAUGUAUAAGCUCAUCCCAAGAUUACACUAACUGAAAUGCAAAUGUACAUGAUCUUUGUGUAUACGUGCAGGUAUGUAUAGCUCUUGCUACUGAAAAUGGGAAAGUACACAUUUCCCCAAACAGAACUGUCACUAUGCCAUUUUCUAUUUGCCAUGGCUUUUUGCCAAGUCAAUAAAUGUGUUUUUUCUUAUGAUUCUUUGCGUUUACUCCUCUUUC
This is a messenger RNA of Varanus komodoensis (Komodo dragon), 3127 nucleotides long. It is a transcript of the gene AANAT, whose product is annotated as aralkylamine N-acetyltransferase. The coding region runs from base 237 to 854 and encodes 205 amino acids. The record is from RefSeq and is a predicted model, not a curated record. The transcript has 5 exons. Gene Ontology annotation, molecular function: aralkylamine N-acetyltransferase activity. NCBI's taxonomy places the organism in Eukaryota, Metazoa, Chordata, Lepidosauria, Squamata, Varanidae. Gene Ontology annotation, biological process: melatonin biosynthetic process; circadian rhythm; response to light stimulus. Gene Ontology annotation, cellular component: cytoplasm.